Molecule: messenger RNA, 1311 nt
Organism: Saccostrea cuccullata (small rock oyster)
Lineage: Eukaryota; Metazoa; Mollusca; Bivalvia; Ostreida; Ostreidae
Product: uridine phosphorylase 1-like
Exons: 7
Coding region: 139-1071 (310 amino acids)
Biological process (GO): uridine catabolic process; nucleotide catabolic process
Cellular component (GO): cytosol; cytoplasm
Molecular function (GO): uridine phosphorylase activity
Source: RefSeq, a predicted model, not a curated record
CUCUGUUUCCACUUCCUUCUAAUCACCUUUUGAUACAACCUCCUUUCCGUACCUCCGCGUUUGUCUGAGCUUUGCCAAUGCAUUGAGGGUUCGGCUGUAUCCACAUAGAUCGAUCGAUACUCAGUUCCGGUCAGGAAAAUGGAAUCUACAGUGAAUAUUACGGAAAAUGGCAAUGGCCUAGUCAUUCCUCAAAAUUACAAAAAACUGCACAGACUGAAUGAGGACCAUUUAUAUCAUCUUGCUUUGGACACACAGAAAGAUGACCUCGAAAAAAUGUUUGGCGAUGUUCGAUUUGUAUGCUUUGGAGGACAGCCUUCAAGAAUGGAAAAGUUUUCGGCAUUUGUUGCAGAAGAACUGAAAAUAAAUGAUCACGAAAAGGACGGAGAUAGACCGAAAAACUAUGCCUCCGGGACAGACCGGUAUUCCAUCCAUAAAGUAGGCCCAGUAUUAUCUGUCAGCCAUGGGAUCGGAAUUCCGUCGUUGUCGGUUGUCUUCAAUGAGAUCAUCAAGCUUAUUUAUUACGCCAAAUGUAAGGAUGUGGAGUUCUUCAGGAUUGGUACAUGUGGAGGAGUAGGUUUGGAGCCAGGGUCGGUGGUUGUUACAGAUAAAGCCGUGGAUGGCGAAAUGAAUCCAUAUUACAAACUGACUGUGUUGGGUAAACCUGUGAAGCGUUUGGCCAAAGUUGACCAGUCGUUAGUGGAAUCACUGUUAAGGUGCCAAGAACCAGACGAUGAAUUCCAAACUGUUAAGGGAACUACUCUUUGUGCUGAUGACUUUUAUGAAGGCCAGGCGAGAUUAGAUGGCGCCUUCUGUGAGUACGAGGAAGAAGACAAGAUGAAGUUUCUACAAGAUCUGAAAGAGAAGGGAAUUCGUAAUAUAGAGAUGGAAUCCCUAGGCUUUCUUGCCAUGUGUCACUUUGCUGGAGUCAAAGGAGCUGUGGCGUGUGUAACACUGCUGGACAGAUUAAAGGAAGACACUCUCUCUUGUGACGUGUCCAUGUUAAAGAAAUGGCAGGAGAGACCACAGAUCUUAGUUCUCCGACACAUUAAGAAAAAAUUAAACAAACAUUAAUGACCCGGUGUAGCAUAAUAUUUUGAUACCGCGAUAUAUUGAACCCGGGUUCGAAAUAUCGCAUAAUAUUUUGAACCCGGGUUCACUUUUUCGCUGCGAUAUAUUGAACCCCCUUAUAAAAUAUUGAACCCCUACCUUUUUCAUUUAAGAGGUAGGGGGUUCAAAAUAUUAUGGCCAUAAUAUACUGAGUCCACCUGCACAUUUAAUUUUACAGGGAGGGGGGUUCAAAAUAUUAUGGCC